Messenger RNA from Gallus gallus (chicken), 828 nucleotides. It is a transcript of the gene CCL30C, whose product is annotated as chemokine ah221. Gene Ontology annotation, biological process: neutrophil chemotaxis; cellular response to type II interferon; positive regulation of GTPase activity. Gene Ontology annotation, cellular component: extracellular region. The record is from RefSeq and is marked validated. NCBI's taxonomy places the organism in Eukaryota, Metazoa, Chordata, Aves, Galliformes, Phasianidae. Gene Ontology annotation, molecular function: CCR chemokine receptor binding; chemokine activity.
AUUCCUUGAACCCCUGUGCCCGCCCAGCAGCGGCGGGAUAAAAGUGGCAGUGCAGCAGGGGCUGAGCAUUGUGCAGAGCAGAGCCCUGCAGCCACCCAGCUCCAGCCCCGCUCGCCGUGCCAACGUCCCGCAGCAGCAUGAAGGGCUCCGCAGCCGCCCUGGCCGCUCUGCUCCUCCUGGCCCUCUGCUCCUCGGCUGUGGCCCACCUGGAUGGCCUACCCUCAACCUGCUGCUUGUCCUACGUUCAACGUCCCGUCCCACGCAGCCUCAUUGCCUCCGCCUACAUCACCAGCAGCAAAUGCCGCCUGCCAGCGGUGAUCCUGGUGACCAAGAAAGGGAGGGAGAUAUGUGCAAACCCCGAGGAGUCCUGGGUGCAGAAACGCCUGGAACUCUUGCAGGAGCAAGAAAACUGACCCUAUCCUGCUCUCGCGCCACUGGACUUGGUCCUCAGCACCACUCACGCACCAGAGCACUUGAACUGCGCCUUCUUCAACAGGAAACUUCAUGUAUUUAACUUAUUUAUGUUAAUUUAAGUAUUUAUUUUGAUAAGCAACAGAAAAGGUGUCAAUGGAAGAAUAGUGUAACACAUGGAAUGAUAGAAUCAUAGGAAGGCUUGGGUUGGAAGGGACCCCAAGGAUCACCAAGUUCCAACCCCGAUCCUCCAGAUGCAGUCCAGUCCAGGUUGCCCAGGGCUCCAUUCAAGCUGGUCUUGAACACCUCCAGGGAUGGGGCAUCCAGAGCCUCUCUGGGCAGCAGUCACAAUUAGAUGCAGCAGUCCAGUAAGGAGUCAGGAGUUUUGAUGCCAAAAUAAAUUACUUGGACUAUCAA